AUGGUUCGCCAGCGACUCAAAAAUAUCAUCCCGACGGCAACUGAAUGCGGCUAUGAAGCUUUCGAAUGUCUGGUGGAGAGAGCCAAUGAGUGGCUGAAGAACCAGGUCAACAUUCAGGUCAUCAACAUACAAUCUGUCAUCGGCAAAAAGGACAACGAAUCUGAGACAGGCAGCAACUGCUUCUACACCAUGCCCGGCCUCAACGCUACCGAACCGGUCGAUUUUUUCCGAAUCUUGCGUAUAGCUUACGUCACGUCGCCACCGACAGCCACCGAUUCGAAUACCGAACAGGCGCUACAGCAGCAGCAGCAUCCCGCUAUCUACCCGUUCAACUACGAAACGUUCACUCCGGAGAUAAUUAGGGAGAAGGACUCGGAAGAAGAUCGGCUGGAGACGAUGGCAGAAACCUUUUCGAAAGUGAUCGCCUUCCUAAGAAAUACAGGUGGUUGA
Helobdella robusta is the source of this 450-nucleotide messenger RNA. RefSeq lists its product as hypothetical. The record is from RefSeq and is a predicted model, not a curated record. Lineage: Eukaryota; Metazoa; Annelida; Clitellata; Rhynchobdellida; Glossiphoniidae. The transcript has 3 exons. The coding region runs from base 1 to 450 and encodes 149 amino acids.